CCAGAAACUGAAAAUUUUAGUUGAAAAUAACCCAAAAUAUCACUCAAUUGUCACAGUGUAUGUAUCUUACAACAAUAAUUUCAAACUCACAUUUGUUGAACUGUGUUCCAAACAUGAUUCAAAGCACUGUCUUUUUCUUUGGAGUAUUUAUUCUAUCAACCUGAUAUUUCAUAUAUAGUGGAAAAUUUUGGGUGCUUGUUUACGACUAUAAUAAAAUCACGGAGAGGAAUAGGUAAAAAUGAAAUGAGCCUAUGAUCUCAUCUACUUUGAAAAGUCCAAGACAGGAACACGUAAAAUCCGUGCGUCGACACUUGCUUCUGGAAGUGUUUUUUUGUUUUUUUCCAGAAUGGUGGGUCUGAACUGUGAUCCAUCCAUUUCAACAUUGAGUAUUCCUUCUAGAAAAAAAAAGGCAGAUGUCACUUCCAUUUUAAUACAAAUAUCUUUUCUUCUCCAUUGCAUAAAAUAUAAUUUUUAAGUCAGCAGCCAUCCUGCUAAUAUUGAUAUCCAAUAGAAAAUCCCUGUGUCAAACACGGCAGCAGCAGCAGCAGCAGCCCACCUCUCUUUUUCUUUUCAUGUCCUUUUAUAGACAACUUCCUUGAUAUUAUUUGAAUUGUUACGAUUAGCUAUAUAAAAAUUUCUGCUGUGUUGGAAAGACUUAAAAACAAAGUUUGUACUUUUUGUUUGUGUUGUUCGAUCUAGUGUUGGCAAUUAGAUAUGGACAUUAAAAGUAAAGUUUUUGAUGUCUCUUCGUUCUUGCUCUUCGAGGCAACCGGUGAUUCAGAAGCUGGUUUUUUUGAUCCUGCCGUGUCUGUUGUCAACCAUGCUGAAGAAGAUGAUAAUGAUGAUGCUGAGUCAUGCAGCUGUGAUACUACAUCUGAUUUUCUUCCUGGGGUUAGAGAGCUUGAUAGCUUAGAAAACAAAUUAGCAAAUGUUGGUGAUGAUGAUCAUCAUGAAGAUGAGGAGGAUGGGGAGGUGGUGGAGCAAGAGGAGGUUCAUUUGUAUAAAAAGUGCAGGGAUGAUCAGCGUAUUAAUGGAGUAGUGGCAAAAGAAAAGAAAUUAUCAGCUGUUUCUGUUGAUUCAACCAAAACCAUGAAUGAGAUGGAAAAGAACAGGCUAUUUUGGGAAGCCUGCCUGGCAUCUUAAAAUCUGGAUUUUCUUCCUUUCUUUUUUGUUCUUGUUUUUCUAGCUACCCAAAUGACUUCUCCAGUCCUCUUUAGUUUUUAUGUAUCUCAUUCAUUCUGCUCCAUGUUCUUCAGUUUUCUCCCUGUUUUUUUUUUUUUUUUCUGGGUAUUCUUCCAUUGUUUAUUCAAUUGUUUGAAUAUACUGUCAAUUGUACAUAGAAAACAUGGUUUUGCAACCUGAAGAAAUUAAUAUACAAAUGAAAAUCAAUCUUGCU
This is a messenger RNA of Durio zibethinus, 1396 nucleotides long. RefSeq lists its product as uncharacterized. The record is from RefSeq and is a predicted model, not a curated record. NCBI's taxonomy places the organism in Eukaryota, Viridiplantae, Streptophyta, Magnoliopsida, Malvales, Malvaceae.